Molecule: messenger RNA, 1080 nt
Organism: Harmonia axyridis
Lineage: Eukaryota; Metazoa; Arthropoda; Insecta; Coleoptera; Coccinellidae
Exons: 1
Coding region: 1-1080 (359 amino acids)
Source: RefSeq, a predicted model, not a curated record
AUGGCGGCAGCAGUUUAUGCAGAUCUAGGUGGUAUCUCUUUUUCAUCUUGGUUAUUGAAAUUGGGUGAAGGUUCUCUAUCGAAUGCAAUUCUCAAUCAGCGGGCUGCUCCAAUAGCACCGGAGGAUCUCAUCGAAAUACCCUCCCGAUUCCAUGUUGCUUCUGUAGAUGAUUUAAUAGAUUUUGUUUAUGGAGGUGAUUUUACAGCUAAAGAAAACGGUACUAAGGCGAUUCUUUGUCCAACAAAUGCAGCAGUCGACAUCAUCAACGAAAUAAUCCUUCAACGGAUAGCUGAUACAGAAUCGAGGACAUAUCUGAGCGAGGACGUAUAUCUAGGACAGGAGGAUGACGAUUUUUUGGCCCCCCUUGAUCUUUUGAAUUCCAUCAAUGCUCCUUCUCUACCCCCUCAUGAAUUAGUUCUAAAACGUGGAGCGAUUGUUAUGUUGCUUCGAAAUUUGGAUGUGGAUGAAGGCGAAUGUAAUGGUUCACGAUUGAGGAUUAUUCGAUUAGGUCAUCAUAUAAUCGAAUGCGAAUUGUUAACAGGUCAUAGGAUAGGCGAGAGGUUGUUCCUGCCGAGAAUAAAGAUGAAGGCCCAAACUCCCAUGUUACCAAAAGAGAUACUGCGUUUUCAAUUUCCUGUCAGGUUAGCUUACAGUAUGACCAUAAAUAAAUCCCAGGGGCAAACUUUAGAUAGGGUUGGUAUUUGUCUCAAACGCCCAUGUUUCACUCAUGGUCAGCUGUAUGUAGCUUUUUCUAGAGUUGGCAGCGUUGAAUGCGUCCGCAUAUUUAUCGAAGAUUCCAGAAAACAGGGCACUUUCAAAUUCCGAGGAAAGAAACGUUUCACUAGAAAUAUUGUGUUCUCGAAAGUUCUUGAUGAACUGACUCCUCACCGGCGGGAAAUAAUUCAUUUGCCGGAUCCCAAUCCUGAUGAAGAAGAUGCAGCCGACAAUGGGGAAAAAUCAGGUUUUGCAGGUCCUUCCUCUUCUAACAUUCCUAAUUCGAAUUGCGAAAGUGAUCCUACAUCUCAGACGAUGAGGAUGACGUCUUUGAAACGACUGCUCUUAAAAUUCUCGGCGAGGUAG